UUUCAAUCUACGGCAAGAACAUGUUGGAAUUCAAAUCCCGAGCAGCUUCUUGCUGUUGGGACUAAUUGUUGUUCACCAAAGAUUGUAACCAACCUUAUGAAGGGUUUAAGUGAUGGCAUGAACUUCCAAAUACCUAUUGUCACUUAUCCAAAUUCUGGAGAAAAAUAUAAUCCUAAAUGUGGUUGGGAGAAGAAGGAGAAUUGUGAAUCUCUGGACACCUUUGUACAUGAGUGGUUAGACCUCAAUGUGAAGUUUAUCGGAGGUUGUUGUAGAACUUAUGCAGAAGACAUUACUGAAAUUAGAAAUAAAGUUCAGACUUGGUCUGUUAAAAAACUCCAACAAUAAACUACCUAUGAUAAACUGUUUAUAUAAGGAAAUCCUUUAUGAGAAAGUUUUUGGUAUAUCUGUAAGAAAAAAACAAAGAGAUGAGAAAAUGAGAACAUUGAUGACAGAAAAUCAAGAACUGAGACAAGAAAACCUCAAAUUGACUUUUGAAAUAACAAAAUUGAAAAAAGAAUUGGGAAAGCUGUCUGACGACAAAUUUUCUGAUUACAUAACAUUAAUGAAAGAACGCGACGCACGUUACACGCUUUAUUUUGAAAAUGUCGCUCUUCAGCUAAAAUUGCGCGAAUUAGACGGCACUUCCCGUUCAUUAUACGUCGACGAUGCCUACGGUGACCCCGUCGUGCUCCGAAUUGCAUUAGAGCGAUGUCGAGAGCAACUGUCAACAACGCAAACCGAAUUGAAAAGAGUGACCGACGAGUAUUCGGAGACGGUGCCUAGACGCGAACACGACAACUUAGAGGCCAAGUUCUAUGACGUCUCCAAGAAACUGGACUCGCUAACUUCGGAGUUUGAAGCCUUGCAGAACACACAGAAACGGGUCUUAGCGCAGAAGAAGAGCGUGGAAGAAGAAUUGAUGGAAUGUAAGGAGCGGUGCAGAGAGCUGGAGCGAGCGGGGACGCCCCGGCCGCAGUGGGAGAUUUGCGCAGACUUCAUCAGCGGGGGCCGCGAUCGCUGGUGGCAACUGGCCAGCGGCUUAUCCUCAAGAAACAUGCUCAGGGUUUUGCUGAAGGAACUCGGACCGGCCGCAGAGAGCGAACAUUUGGAGUAUUUUGAUGGACUGGGCUCGGACGCCGCGGUCCCGCCGUACCUGCGGCACUCGGGGCGCGUUCGCAACGUGCGCCUGUCGCGGCGCGACGUGCGCGUCGCCGUGCACGACGUGUGGCGCGGCAAGCUGCGCCAGCGCUCCGCUCACAUGCAGGACUACCUCACGCGCUACUUUGAAGACAGGUACCAGCAACCCUCUAUUCGAGCGGAAUGGGCCUACAACCUAUGCGCUGCAGCUGAGCAGAUGCUGGACGAGCCGCAAGUGAAGCUAUUCUGGGGGGUGCUGCACGGACAGCUCAGUGAGGACAUCUACUGGGGAUAUUGGACUCAGUGGUACACGAUUAAAGAACAACUUUAUAAGCAUAGCAAAGACGGAGAGACUAUUACAAUUGAAGACUUUGAAAAAGUAACAAGAUCUACUUUCCCGCUCAAAAGUGAAGUCGAAAUCAAAAACCUGACAGAUGUCAUGAAGAAACAACUUAAACUGAAAAUAAACGCAACUGACAUUAAUUUGGAUAAAUUAUUUUACGAGAAUGAGGAGGGCUUCGAUCGCGUGGAUUUCGCCAGAGAGCUGUACAGACAGCGCCAACUAGCUCAAGACAAAUACAUUCGAGAAGUGGUGGCGGAACUCGGAGGGAAGCACGUCAACAAGACCGUUACUGUCGACGGCUUGAAGCGAGCCUUCGCCAUUGUCGAUCCGGCGAUAAAUCAUAUCCGCAUGGAGCGUUACAUCCGCUGGGCUUUUUCGGAGCAGACGGCGGAUCUGAGCAGUAUCGGGCCGAUACCGCUGCGCACUCUCGUGGCCAGACUAGCCGCGGGAGAUAUCGAGCGGGUCGGGCAGCGCUAUAGAGGAACAAGAAGGCACAAAUAACGACUACAAGUGAAUUAUUAUACAAUAAAAUUAUACUGUCAUAAUGACUAUCAUUUUUAAUUUA
Messenger RNA from Nymphalis io (European peacock), 2045 nucleotides. RefSeq names its product translin-associated factor X-interacting protein 1-like. Lineage: Eukaryota; Metazoa; Arthropoda; Insecta; Lepidoptera; Nymphalidae. The coding region runs from base 278 to 1981 and encodes 567 amino acids. The transcript has 11 exons. The record is from RefSeq and is a predicted model, not a curated record. Gene Ontology annotation, cellular component: cytoplasm.